CGGAAUCCGUUCUUUCAGCCUUUGCCUUUUGCGCUCUCGCUUUCCGUAGGAAGUGCUCGCCUAAGCGCAGUCGUGGAGGCCUGUGGGGAAGUGGAUUGGUAGGGCCCGGUGGGGGGACGCACGUACGCUCGGGAGCUGCCCACUGCCUGGUAUGGCUAAAGAAAAAGGUGCCAUCUUCAGGAACGAGUAACCCGUCUUCAUUCUGUUCUGGAUGCACACACAAGUCGGUGACCACGUGCAAUUUCUGUCUCCGUGACAAGAAAAUAAGGAGGGCGUCAGCGAGGUUUUGACACAGCUCAUCUUCCCGUAGUAAAGAUGGCGGCGCCCUGAGCGUAAGUUACCGGCAACACCACUUCCGCAUUUCUCUUGCGCCCUGGUCCAAGAUGGCAGACGAGGCUACUCGGCGGGUUGUGUCUGAGAUCCCAGUGCUGAAGACUAACGCCGGACCCCGAGAUCGUGAAUUGUGGGUGCAGCGACUAAAGGAGGAAUAUCAGUCCCUUAUCCGGUAUGUGGAGAACAACAAGAAUGCAGACAAUGACUGGUUCCGACUGGAGUCAAACAAAGAAGGGACCCGGUGGUUUGGAAAAUGCUGGUACAUCCAUGACCUCCUCAAAUAUGAGUUUGACAUUGAGUUUGACAUUCCUAUCACAUAUCCCACUACUGCUCCAGAAAUUGCAGUCCCUGAGCUGGAUGGAAAGACAGCAAAGAUGUACAGGGGUGGCAAAAUAUGUCUGACUGAUCACUUCAAGCCUUUAUGGGCCAGGAAUGUGCCCAAGUUCGGACUAGCUCAUCUUAUGGCCCUGGGGCUGGGUCCUUGGCUGGCCGUGGAAAUCCCUGAUCUGAUUCAGAAGGGCGUGAUCCAGCACAAAGAAAAAUCCCACCAAUGAAGGACCAAGCCACUAAGGCAGGAGAGGGGGACUUUGGAUAGGGCUACUUUCCUGUGUGUCACUCUUGUCCCUCAUAUGAUGGCUUCUCCCUGCAUCCCUUCACCUCUGGCUAUUACUAAAUAGCUGCAGAAGGCAAUGCUGGGGGAGGGGACCCACACAGUACUGCCACAGAGUUUCUAAGUUAAGCUAUGCAGGGAGGGGGAAAGACUUGGGCCUCCAAAAACCAAUAAGCAAUUUAUAUCCCCACCUCAAGUAGAACAAUGGAAGCCUCAAUCUUGGAGACAUAGAGGAUAAUUGACAGUGAAUGCAUAGCUUGCUUUUUUGUUUGUUUGUUUCUGGAAACAACCUCUCAAUAAAAACUGCUUCCUGUGGUA
Molecule: messenger RNA, 1261 nt
Organism: Jaculus jaculus (lesser Egyptian jerboa)
Lineage: Eukaryota; Metazoa; Chordata; Mammalia; Rodentia; Dipodidae
Gene: Ufc1
Product: ubiquitin-fold modifier conjugating enzyme 1
Exons: 7
Coding region: 384-887 (167 amino acids)
Biological process (GO): protein K69-linked ufmylation
Cellular component (GO): cytoplasm
Molecular function (GO): UFM1 conjugating enzyme activity
Source: RefSeq, a predicted model, not a curated record